This is a messenger RNA of Tribolium madens (black flour beetle), 1528 nucleotides long. RefSeq lists its product as uncharacterized. Lineage: Eukaryota; Metazoa; Arthropoda; Insecta; Coleoptera; Tenebrionidae. The record is from RefSeq and is a predicted model, not a curated record. The coding region runs from base 89 to 1498 and encodes 469 amino acids. The transcript has 6 exons.
CUGAUAUAUUUUUGACAUUUCAUAUACAUUUUUAUUAUCAUGGAUUAUAUACUUUUACAAACGUAUACAAUAUAAAUAUUUUUAUAAUAUGGUGGAAGACAGUACUAGUGAUGAUAAUACUACAACUAACAAAGGCGUGAAUGCCCGGUCUGAGUCUUUGCCAGUUAGGGUUCACAGAUUUUCGGAAGCUGAAUCUUCGUCAACAAAUGCUCCAAGAGGUUCCUUAUCAGAUAUUAAAAACGACAUUCAAAACGUGUUAGAUCUUAUGGGUCCAACAACUCCCGAUUUGACCACAACACAUUACACAAGUAGCGAUGCAGACAACGAUGAAUUUGUUUUGUCAUCACUUGAUACACGUCGUCCUAGACUCUCUUCUGGUUGCGACAAAUGUCCAAACAAUUGUUGUACUUCAAAUAAAACCUCCAAUUCGAAAACUACAAACCAGGAUUCGGUCAUGGCCGAUAUUGGAACGUGUUCAUUGAGCAAUUUUGAGCAUUUUGAAGACAUUGAACCUUCUUGUUGUGAUCAUGCCCAUCUUGGUGUUAGUCCGGAAUGCUUGUGUAUGAUACCUUGUGCAAGCCAUGGUAAUGUGUCCACGAAAUGCGAAGGUUAUUAUAUUAUACCGAACAAAAGUGCAUCGAAAUUAACAGUCGACUGUAAAAAGCGAAAUUUAUUAGAAUGGAUAAAAAAUAGAUCACAUGAGCUUCUAGUAAAGAAACAAAACUACAGUCCUUGUGACUUGUAUAAAAUUAACAUAUGUGGACAAGAGGAUGAUGCAGGUCCUCCAAAACGCGUAGUCUUCGAUUUGGUCGAUGGUAUUCCUAGACCGACUUCAACAACUGUUGCAACAAAUACAAUCCAUAAUCCUGUAGAAAAAACAACGAAAAAUAACGAAACAAAUUCUAACAAUUGUAACUGCAGCGAAUUGAAAUCCAAUAAAAGAACACUCACAAUGGCCCAAAGUACGAUUCAAAAAAAUGUUUAUUACGACAGUGAGGGUAAUACAAGAGUUGAUUAUUAUUAUUUUGACCAUGGAAAUGCCCAAUAUCUUCAUACUACUGAUACACCUCCUGUGAUGAAAUGCGAAAUUAUUGCUGAAAAAACAGAAAAAUAUACGACAAAAUUUUGGGCUGAGUUUUUUGCUUCUAUUCACAUUGGGGUGUCUUUUUGUGUGUCUUUCAUUCUGCAGUUGUUUAAGUUUUUAUUGUAUAGUAUAUUUCGACCAAUCUUUGUCGGUUUGAUGCAAAUGUGGUCUGAUUAUCUCUUCAAACCUUUUCUUACAACGUUGUUUAACGGCGUUAUUCAACCGUUUUUGAUAUUUCUUUACAACAUUGCUACUUCGGUUAGGGAUCUAUGUGAUCCGAUUGCGGAAGCUUUUGGAUAUUACUGUCGAGAAUUGGCUGUUUUGCUUAGGGCUAUUAGGUUAUGUAGUUAUAAGAAGAAUGGCAAAGAAGAUAAUAGUUGUGAUUACAAGAAGAAAUAUAAGUGUGAAUGCUAAAUAGAUGUAUUAUUAUAUUAAUAUGAAAUA